AUGUCUGUGAUGUUGCAGGCCCCGUCCCGAGCCUCCUCCGCGUCAUCAUCUUCCUUCCAGCCCAUUUCGCGCCAGAACACCAUGUCGUCCUACGAUGGCUCGCGGUCCGCCCGCCAGUCCAAGCGGUACUCCAUGUCCGCCCUGUACAUGUCCAUGUCGGCCAACGACAAGGAGCUCGAAAUAGAAGAUGAUCUUGCCAAAGCUCAAAAGAUCCUACGCGAGCUCAAAUCCAAAAUCUCUUCCCAAUCUAAGAAAAAUUUCGUUUUGGAGAAGGACGUCCGCUACCUUGACUCGCGAAUCGCUCUCCUGAUUCAGAACCGAAUGGCUCUAGAAGAACAGAACGAAGUCGCUAGCCAUUUGGAAGAUGCCGCCGACAUGCAGGAAGGGGCAUUCCCAAACGAUGAUAAGACCCAAAAAUACGGCAAUCUCUUGUUCCUGCUCCAGUCCGAACCGAGACACAUCGCCCACCUGUGUAGGCUCGUGUCUAUGUCCGAGAUUGAUUCGCUGCUACAGACAGUCAUGUUCACCAUUUACGGAAACCAGUACGAAAGCCGAGAGGAGCACUUGCUUCUUACGAUGUUCCAGUCCGUCCUCACCUACCAGUUUGACAACACUCCCGAGUACUCCUCUCUGCUGCGCGCGAACACGCCUGUUUCCCGCAUGAUGACGACGUACACGCGGCGAGGACCUGGGCAGAGCUUUCUAAAGUCGGUCCUUGCCGAUAGAAUCAACAGUCUCAUUGAGCUCAAGGACCUCGAUUUGGAGAUCAACCCUCUAAAAGUGUAUGAGCGCAUGAUCGAGCAGAUUGAAGAAGACACAGGCACCCUACCUCCCUCCAUGCCCAAAGGAAUCACCGCCGAACAGGCGGCCGAAAACCCACAGGUGCAGGCCAUUAUCGAGCCACGUUUGACGAUGCUCACCGAGAUUGCCAACGGCUUCCUAUCCACUAUCAUCGACGGACUUGAGGAGGCGCCUUACGGCAUUCGGUGGAUCUGCAAACAGAUCCGAAGCCUGACCAAGCGCAAGUACCCUGACGCCAACGACCAAGUCAUCUGCACUCUCAUCGGCGGGUUCUUCUUCUUGCGCUUCAUUAAUCCGGCCAUCGUCACCCCCAAGUCGUACAUGCUCAUCGACGGUCAGCCGGCGGAGCGGCCUAGGAGAACCUUGACCUACAUUGCGAAAAUGCUCCAGAACCUAGCCAAUAAGCCUUCCUAUGCCAAGGAGCCGUACAUGGCGAAACUCCAGCCGUUUAUCCACCAGAAUAAGGACAGGGUUAACAAGUUCAUGCUCGACCUGUGCGAAGUGCAGGAUUUCUACGAGAGCCUGGAGAUGGACAACUACGUGGCCCUAUCGAAGAAGGAUCUUGAGCUUUCCAUUACACUCAAUGAAAUCUACGCAAUGCAUGCGUUGAUCGAGAAGCAUCAAUCAGAGCUUUGCAAGGAUGAAGGGUCGCACUUGGCUAUCAUCAUGAACGAGCUGUCCACCGCGCCGCCUCAAGUUCCACGAAAGGAGAACCGGGUAAUUAAUCUUCCCCUGUUCAGCCGCUGGGAAACGGCAAUUGAUGAUCUCACCGCCGCGCUUGACAUCACGCAAGAAGAGGUAUACUUUAUGGAAGCCAAGUCCAUCUUCGUGCAGAUGAUGCGGUCGAUCCCCGCCAAUAGUCAUGUUGCUCGUCGGCCCUUGCGCCUCGAGAGAGUCGCGGAUGCUGCGGCCACCAGCCGCAACGAUGCCGUCAUGGUACGCAAGGGCAUCCGCGCCAUGGAGCUGCUUUCCCAGCUGCAGGAACUCAGGGUGAUAGACAAAAGCGAUCAUUUCAGCCUGCUUCGUGACGAAGUCGAACAAGAACUCCAGCAUCUGGGCUCGCUCAAAGAUGCGGUCAUCCGGGAAACAGAGAAACUCGAGGAGGUUUAUAAGACCAUCCGUGACCAUAACACGUACCUCAAUGGACAGCUGGAGACGUACAAGAGCUACCUGCACAAUGUCCGGUCUCAAAGCGAAGGGACGAAGAGAAAACAGCAGAAACAUCAAGUUUUGGGCCCGUACAAGUUCACGCACCAACAGCUGGAGAAAGAGGGUGUCAUCCAAAAGAGCAAUGUCCCCGACAACAGAAGGGCAAACAUCUAUUUCAACUUUACAAGCCCCUUGCCGGGGACUUUCGUCAUUUCACUACAUUACAAGGGACGGAACAAAGGUCUUCUUGAGCUUGACCUCAAGCUGGAUGACCUUCUUGAGAUGCAGAAAGACAACCAGGACGAGUUAGAUCUCGAGUACGUCCAGUUCAACGUGCCCAAAGUUCUGGCGCUCUUGAACAAGCGGUUCGCCAGAAAAAAGGGGCGGUAA
Sodiomyces alkalinus F11 is the source of this 2340-nucleotide messenger RNA. Its product is annotated as GTPase-activator protein for ras-like GTPase. The record is from RefSeq and is a predicted model, not a curated record. Gene Ontology annotation, molecular function: GTPase activator activity; protein binding. The coding region runs from base 1 to 2340 and encodes 779 amino acids. Gene Ontology annotation, cellular component: cell cortex. NCBI's taxonomy places the organism in Eukaryota, Fungi, Ascomycota, Sordariomycetes, Glomerellales, Plectosphaerellaceae. The transcript has 4 exons. Gene Ontology annotation, biological process: regulation of GTPase activity; regulation of actin cytoskeleton organization.